Messenger RNA from Pseudomassariella vexata, 933 nucleotides. RefSeq names its product P-loop containing nucleoside triphosphate hydrolase protein. Gene Ontology annotation, molecular function: GTPase activity; GTP binding. The record is from RefSeq and is a predicted model, not a curated record. The transcript is spliced from 3 exons. The coding region runs from base 1 to 933 and encodes 310 amino acids. Gene Ontology annotation, biological process: regulation of exit from mitosis. Lineage: Eukaryota; Fungi; Ascomycota; Sordariomycetes; Amphisphaeriales; Pseudomassariaceae. Gene Ontology annotation, cellular component: spindle pole body.
AUGGAUCAAGACCAAGCCAUACAACCGCCGCCGCCGCUGCCGCAAGAUGCUCAUGACGACACCCUCGGCGGUAUUGAGGGUUCACCCAACGUCGCCUCCGCAUCUGGUCAAAAUGGCCAUGACAUUCAGCAUCAAGAAGCGCAGACAUUCGACCAAGGUAUGAUGAGCGACCCGGGCACGAUGAGCCCCAACCUAGAUGAAAUGGACCCCAAUGCGCGAUACGAAACCCCUCCGAUGUCCACGCAGCCGCCGCAAAGCAUCUCAAGGCCACCCUCGGGCGCCGGCGGCGAACGCCACUACACCGAACACGCACCUCGAUCAGCCGGCAACGGCGCAGAACAGCAGAAUGGACGGAACCACGUGGUCAUCAAGGUUGGAAUGGUUGGCGAUGCGCAGAUUGGCAAGACGUCUCUGAUGGUUAAAUACGUCGAGGGAAGCUGGGACGAAGACUACAUCCAGACGCUCGGCGUAAACUUCAUGGAGAAGACCAUCAGCAUACGGAACACGGAGAUUACCUUCAGCAUCUGGGACUUGGGAGGUCAGAGAGAGUUCGUCAACAUGCUGCCGCUGGUGUGCAACGAUGCAGUCGCCAUCCUGUUCAUGUUCGACCUGACGCGAAAGAGUACAUUGAAUAGCAUCAAGGAGUGGUAUCGCCAAGGACGAGGCUUCAACAAGACGGCCAUUCCGAUAUUGGUGGGCACCAAAUACGACCACUUUGUCAACUUCCCGCGGGAGGACCAGGAAGAGAUCUCAAAUCAAGCUCGACGUUUUGCCAAGGCGAUGCGAGCUGCAUUGAUAUUCAGCAGCACCAGCCACAGCAUCAACGUCCAGAAGAUCUUCAAGAUCGUGCUAUCGAAAGCAUUCGAUCUGAAGUGCACCAUUCCGGAAAUCGAGAAUGUCGGCGAGCCUUUGUUACUUUACCAGUCCUGCUGA